CAAGCAGCAUCUCUUCACUGCGACACAAAAACACAAGGACGCCAUGGUGAGAUCCUCUCAGUGGUGUGGCAUGCUCUGUUGGGCCCUUUUGGGCUAUGCAGCCGCAAUAGACGUGAAAGGCGAUCUAUGGCAGUGUGCUCCUAGGCCAGAUUCCUGCGAUGGUCACAGGGAGAAGUUGGUGAAGAAGAACACACAGAGAAUGGCAAGCAGAAUGGCUGCCCCCUUCAUGGUAGAUUGGAAUGGCGAUGGUCACAUGGACCUCCUGGUCGGCGAUAAGGAUGGAACCAUUUGGUACUACGAGAAGAACGCGACUGAUGGGUUGCUCAACGCGAAAGUGGGCGAUGCAUCGCCCUUUCGGAUGAUCCAGCGCGUCACAGGCUAUGCUCCAGCAGGGCCAGUGGCAGUCGAUUGGGACCGGGAUGGAGAAUUGGAUUUGAUUCUGGCGAGAGCAGGCCAUAUCAGCUUCUUCAAGCGUAUUAAUGGGGAGCUGGUUUGGCAGGAUGGAGACAAGAACCCAUUCCAAGGCAUAACUUUUAGCCAUAUUGCCCCACGUAUAAGCGUGGCAGACUGGGAUGGUGAUGGCGACAUGGACUUGAUCCUUCCAAGGGGAAGGGGUUUGGCCUACUUUGAACAAGUGGAUGGAAAGCUCGUGGAGCGCACAGGUGACUCAAACCCUUUCAUGAAUGUGCAGGGGGCUUUUAUCGACAAUGCACGUGGCUGGGAUGGAAAUUAUGGUGCACCUCACGCUGUGGACUGGGAUGGAGAUGGUGAUCUCGAUUUGAUUUAUGGCCAAGUUGAUGGUACAGUACUUUUCUUUGAACGCUUGGCAAGCGCACGCCUGGCACAGAGGAAUGGCAUUGCCAAUCCCUUUGGCAGGAUAAAGGUGGGCCACUUUGCAGCAGUUCAGGCCGUCGACUACAACGGUGACGGCCGCACAGAUGUGCUGACUGGAAAUCAGGAUGGCCACGUGACGGUCUACGUCCGUGAGCGAGAUGUUCGCUUGCAAGAGAGGGAAGGCAUCGCCAAUCCAUUUUAUGAUAUCGGCAUCCUACGCAACGCGGUCCCAGCGGCGCCAAUGAGGGACGAAACCGGAGCCUUGUACUUCAUGUUUCAAGAGACCCAAGAAAAAGUCACCAACGACACCGUCGCACGCGUACAGCUCUUCAAACGCUUGGAGGAUGGCAGUUUCGAAAACGUCACAAGGCACAGGCCUCCGAGGGAGGCUCAAUACGCAGUAUGGUUGCAAGCAGGGAGGACCUUGAUCAUGGAUUGGAAUGGGGAUGGCGAGAAUGACAGGUUGACCAUUUAUCACAACGGCACCAUCGACUACAAGGAGAACGUCAACGGGAACUUGACCGACCUGGGCACCGAGAGUCCAUUCUACGGACUUAGCUUUGGCUCUGCAUUCUCAGAUGCCAAUGUCUCAGGCUACUUGCCGCUGGACCUUUACGGAGAUGGCCGGAAGGAACUACUUGUAGCUGAAUGGGGCAACAAAAAGUUGAGGUUCUUUGAGACAGCCUGGUGCGCGCUACCCAAUUCUUGCAACAACAGAGGCGUUUGUGCCAAGAAUACUGGGAAGUGCUCCUGCAUGCUGGGCUAUGCUGGGCCAGACUGCUCUCAGUGCACUGAAAGCUUCUUCACCGACUUCAGCGACAAGUUGAGCGACUAUCCAGGUUUUGUGUGCCGCGCAUGUCCUGGAAGGUUGGGCAAUGGCACCUGCAGUGGUCGAGGCAUUUGUGAAGACGACCAGAGCCUGAAGGAACAGGUCAAAGCGGAGGCGCCUUUCACGUCACCACUGCAAAUGGCAUUCAUACGUGGCGAGGGGACUUGCUCGUGUAGUCCGAGCUUUACUGGGGCCAACUGUGAAGAAGGCAUGUGCCCAGCUGGCACUGAGUAUGCUGAGCAUUCCAUCAUCGCGCACUGCGAAGAGUGUGAGCCCGGUUUCUACAAGCCCGAGAUUGACAACACCGCCCGUUGCCGAACAUGUCCUCCUCAUUACUACACGGCAAAAUCUGGCACUGCGACCUGUGAAGAAUGCAUCGGCUCUUUGUUCAUUUAUUCUGUCAACAAGGAUCACACAGAAUGCCGCAUGGAUUUUACAGCCACCUUGCCUGUGCUCUUCGGAAUUAUUUGUUGGUCGCUGACAUUUUACUUUGCGCCCAUGGUUUUUGGGUUGCCCAUCGUGAUCGCUGAUAUCUCCUUGGGGCCUUACCUUCCAAGCGAGAAGCGCGAUGAAGAAGGAGAGAAGGCUGGCUGCUGCAGGAGCCGUGCCCGUCGCUAUGCAAACGAAGGCUAUCUCCGCGAUAGGUCGUGCAGAGGUGAAAACUUGCAGUGCGUCAAGGUGAAAUCCCAUGGGAACCACUUCCUCUUGAGGGGUCAACGCGCUACCAUCUACUUCCGUGGAACCGGUGACCCACGUUUAGACACGAAGCGCUUUGACUUCAAAGUGGAAGGUUUGACUCAUCAUGAGCUCUUGUUGCUGAAUCUGGACGGAACACCCGUGAGCAGCAAUCAUGACUCUUCAACGGGUUAUGUCCAGGUAAAGCACCAGCAUGCUAUGCUGCGCAUGGGGAUGUUUGGCCUGCCCUUCAUCGUUUGGACGAUCUUGCCGAUUGCUGGCUACGCAGCUUUGCUGGCCUACUUGAACAGCAGCGCCACAAAGUUCCUGCCAAGCACCAGUAGCCUUCAUGUGGCGAUCGGCUGCCUCAUCUCGAUCAUGUUGCACAGCUGCCGCUACAAGAACCUGGCGCGAACGCGCCUGAAAAAGGACAUCAGAAGCUUCAUCCAGAGGCUGAAGACGAAGAAUCCCAAUCCAGCUCGAUGCCCACGGGGGCCAUCUCGGGCCAUCACCGCAGGACAGUUGAAAGAGUUUGACUACUACUUUCACGGCUAUCAUGGCUCACACCGAACGAUGUACUACGUGUGCCACAACAUCAUUCUCCAGCUGACGCACCCAUUCAAACUCUCGUAUGCGGAGUUGGCUGGCCCGACCACAGUGACCUGGUUCGUGUCCCACUACUGGGGGACAUCUUUCCGUCACUUUGUGGACACCAUUAGCAAGCACAGCGAUCAGUGCCCAAUACUAGGACGCAGGCCCUCCCAGCAGCCCUAUUGGAUUUGCAGCUUCAGCAACAAUCAAUGGGCAGUCGAAGAGGAAGUUGGGAAGAACUGGGAUGAGUCCUCCUUCUAUUUGGCGAUGAGAAGCGAUGCUUGCAGAGGGACGGUGAUGGUCUUCGACGAAGACGCGCUGCCUUUGACGCGAUCUUGGUGCCUCUUUGAGCUGCUUCAGACGCAUCACUUCAAACAGACGCGGGACACCUUUGCCGGCUUGAUGCUUUGCUCGGCGAACGGAGUGAUGAACAAGGGCAACGGCUCCUUCGACUUGGCCAUCAAAGUGAGCCACAAAUUGGCCAACUUGGAUCUCCGGGAGGCCAGAGCCAGCAAGGAAUCCGACAAACAGAUGAUCGAGGAACUUGUGAGGCGUCAAGCAGGGUUCAAGAAUGUACGCACCUUUCUGACCAAUGCUGUGGAGGAGGUGCUACUUGCUACCCGUGCACGCUUCCAGGAUAAGAUGACCGAACUCCAAACCUCUUUGGCCUUGACACAGAGCGAUUCGCCCACGCACAGGAAGGAGCCGGAGCCUGAAGCUCCCAUGGAGAUAGACCCUGAAAAAGAGAAGCGACCUGCGCUGCUGGGAUCUUUGCGCAAGGCUUACACAAGCUUGAAGAGCUUGGAGCGAGUUCUCAAGCGAUCUGGAUCGGGACAAUCCAGCGACGGGAAAACUCCAAAAGAAGAUCUAGAACAAGGAGUCAUCCCAGAGGAGGCCCCAAUGUCUCCAACGAAAGACAAAAAAGACGAGGAAGCUCCAGAUGAGGAGGACAGGCCCAGCAAAGCGGACUUGUAAAGAGUGUCCAGGCUGCUGAAGCUUCUGCCCCGUUUUUUUUCGCGCGGUGUGGGUUUCCCUGGACUGUGUGGCAGUGAAGAUCAUCACGAAGCCUCCAGCUUUUUUCAAAGUCAAUGGUG
Molecule: messenger RNA, 4023 nt
Organism: Durusdinium trenchii
Lineage: Eukaryota; Dinophyceae; Suessiales; Symbiodiniaceae
Source: the annotation of a GenBank genome assembly